UGAUGUAUCGAACAAUUAUCUAUUUGGAACAUACCAGUCGAUGGCCUACUCGUUACUUUUCCAAUGGAGAGGUCUUUUGGUAUAUGCGAGGGGCGAAAAAAACCGAGGCCUCUUGCUUUCAAGGAUAGAAAGAGAGAAUCCAUUGACGUGUCCAGGAGAGGAAGAGACCCUUUACUCAAAUAAGCCUAAAAAG
Molecule: messenger RNA, 193 nt
Organism: Striga hermonthica
Lineage: Eukaryota; Viridiplantae; Streptophyta; Magnoliopsida; Lamiales; Orobanchaceae
Source: the annotation of a GenBank genome assembly